AUGGACAUGAACUAUCAAACAGGCAACAUGGACCUUGACUUCGUGUCCUCGCCUUUCUCUGCCGCACCCAGCCCCUUCGACACCUCUGCCGUCAAGGAUAUGGACAUUCAAUCGCUCAACCUUUACCCACCACUUGAUCCUCCGUCUCGGGAGGACUGGGAGCGGUUCAAACCCGUCAUACUGGAGCAGUACGUUGGUUUGAACCUCACCGUCAAGGAGCUCGUUCACCAUAUGGAGAUGUGGUACCAGUUCAAGGCCACGCCGCGCAUGUUCAAGCAACGCUUCACUGAGUGGAACGUCUUUAAAUACGCCGCAGCUGCACGGAGGCGGCAGCAUAACUCUUCCACCAGCUUCACAUCCGCACCCGUACAACUUUCAGCUUCUCCCACCACCGACGUGGCCAGUACCGCCAUGAGUCGAGUUUCCUCCGCCACGUCAUAUGCUUCUUCCUCAUUCUCGAACCCUUUUCCAGACGAGGCUGAGCAGUACACUGGCAACUGGGGCUGCAUCCAAGGAGGCACUUGCUCACAAGCUGCCGUCUGCGCGCACAGGCACUGCAUCCAGACCUUCCUCGCCAACCUCGAACAAUACAACCAGGUCCCCCAGACCAGCCAACCGCCACAAUUAUCUUCACCAUAUGGGCAACCGGCAGUACCACGACGAGGAUCGGUUGAGAAAGUCUUGUAUUAUGUCGAGCAAUUCUCCGACUCGUGGAUGUCACCCGAUGCCAAUACUCACUUGCCUUGCAUUCCAGAUGCUGCUGACCAGGCAAAACGGAUCACUUCAGGUAUCUCUAACCACUGUUCUCACAAGUCAAGCCCCAAGCAAUGCGAACGAUGCACUUGGGCUGAGUUCGAUUUUGGCUUAGCAAUGCUAGAGGACGGUCAUGCUGACCUCGCCGUCACUAGCUUCGAACUUGGAUGCCGACUGGCCCACCUCCUACUCUCGCAGCCUUCCAAACUAUUCAUCCGAAACUUGGUCAUGGCGUUCGGAAGCUCCCGAUGGGAGAAAUUUGAGUCGUUCCGCCACAAGCUGCUGGAAUACCUCGCCCUGAUGGCCCAGGUCGUGCUCGGUGACAACCACCCGAUUACCAUCAUCCUCCAAAACGUGGCCUACGGGGACACUCUCGUUGCAGCCUCCGAGUUCGCCUUGCGGACCAUGAUCCGCACUUUCGAGAAGACUACCCGAGCAGCCCACCCAGACGUCCUCCUCGUCAAGCGCUCCCUCUCAGUCAUCCUUCGUCGCGAACAGCAAUUCCAAGUUGGCGAGGAACUUCUCCUCUCCGCCAUCCACGACAGCGAGACUGAGAACGGCGAGGAUCACAAAGAGACCCGCCGCUGCCUCCGCCGCCUUGGUCACCUAUAUAUGCAACAGCAGCGCUGGGACGAGGCCGAGGCCGUCUUUAUGCGCAUCCUCGACUCCGCGCCUGGCAAACAGGAAUACGCCGAGAACUGGGUCCCCGAUGAGAUCAGCGUCUACACCUACCAACACCUGGCCCGCAUGGCAAGCGACAUGGGCGACCGCACCAAGUGCCGCUAUUGGUUCUCGCGGGAACUCGUCGCGGCCAUCAAGCGCUGGGGACCACAGGCAGACUAUGCCACCGAGUGCCUCCAACUGGCGUACAACGAGACGCCUCCGGACAGUCUGCACUACGUCGUCGAGCAAUAUCCCGAGAUCCUGCUGACCGCGCAGUCGCUGCAGCUACAGGGCAACGUCAUCGUCAGCAAAGCGAGGUGGUGCGCGGUGCGAAACCUCAUCUGA
Molecule: messenger RNA, 1761 nt
Organism: Cyphellophora europaea CBS 101466
Lineage: Eukaryota; Fungi; Ascomycota; Eurotiomycetes; Chaetothyriales; Cyphellophoraceae
Exons: 2
Coding region: 1-1761 (586 amino acids)
Molecular function (GO): protein binding
Source: RefSeq, a predicted model, not a curated record